Messenger RNA from Cynocephalus volans (Philippine flying lemur), 3488 nucleotides. RefSeq names its product tripartite motif containing 39 (gene TRIM39). The coding region runs from base 546 to 2012 and encodes 488 amino acids. The record is from RefSeq and is a predicted model, not a curated record. Gene Ontology annotation, molecular function: zinc ion binding; protein binding; ubiquitin protein ligase activity. Gene Ontology annotation, biological process: negative regulation of proteasomal ubiquitin-dependent protein catabolic process; positive regulation of apoptotic signaling pathway; protein stabilization. The transcript is spliced from 7 exons. Gene Ontology annotation, cellular component: cytoplasm. NCBI's taxonomy places the organism in Eukaryota, Metazoa, Chordata, Mammalia, Dermoptera, Cynocephalidae.
GCCACCCUCGCCCCGGACUGGCUCGGUGAGGAAACGUGUGGCUGAAAGUCCACAACCCGCCCUUGCCCCGCCCUCGGCGACUCUCAGCCCCACUGGGGACUGGCGGAGCCCGGCCCGCAGCCCGGGUCCAAAGCCCAGACACGACAGCCUCGCCGGCAUGGUCGCCCGUCCGGCGCCCUGCGGGCAAUGGGCUUCAGCGCUCCACCGCGCGCAUGCGCGACCCUCCUCCAGAGGAUUCUUCGGGUCACCUGGACGCCGGCGUCUCAACCACCUGCCUCUCCGGGUUCCUUGUUGCUCUUGAUGACAAGCGCUGUUUCUCACCUCCGACCCCCCUCCUUCCGCAGGCACCGCUAGGCCCAGUCGCGGCCGCCCACCGACACCCGACUCUUCCACUGACACGAGCCUCGGCGCGGCUUCCGCUUCCGGCGAGUAUUGUGUGUCGUGCUGCGGGGCGGGGGCGAGGGGAGGAGGAAGGAGGGAGGCAGAGCUCCGGCGGCUCCGCGCCCCGCACUCCCGGACCCGAAGCCGGGAAGAGACAUUAAAUAAUGGCAGAGACAAGUCUGUUAGAGGCCGGGGCCUCUGCAGCCUCCACAGCUGCGGCUCUGGAAAACUUACAGGUAGAGGCAAGCUGCUCUGUGUGCUUGGAGUAUCUGAAGGAGCCUGUCAUCAUUGAGUGUGGGCACAACUUCUGCAAAGCUUGCAUCACCCGCUGGUGGGAGGACCUAGAGAGAGACUUCCCUUGUCCUGUCUGUCGAAAGACAUCCCGCUACCGCAGUCUCCGGCCUAAUCGGCAACUGGGCAGUAUGGUAGAAAUUGCCAAGCAACUACAGGCUGUCAAGCGGAAGAUCCGGGAUGAGAGCCUAUGCCCCCAGCACCAUGAGGCCCUCAGCCUCUUUUGCUAUGAAGACCAGGAGGCUGUAUGUUUGAUAUGCGCAAUUUCCCACACCCACCGGGCCCACACUGUCGUGCCACUGGAUGACGCUACACAGGAGUACAAGGAAAAACUGCAGAAGUGCCUGGAGCCCCUGGAACAGAAGCUGCAGGAGAUCACCCGCUGCAAGUCAUCUGAGGAGAAAAAGCCUGGUGAGCUCAAGAGACUCGUGGAGAGUCGCCGACAGCAGAUCUUAAAGGAAUUUGAAGAGCUUCAUAGGCGGCUGGAUGAAGAGCAGCAGAUACUGCUUUCCCGACUGGAGGAAGAGGAACAGGACAUUCUACAGAGACUCCGAGAAAAUGCUGCUCACCUUGGGGACAAGCGCCGGGACCUGGCCCACUUGGCUGCUGAGGUGGAGGGCAAGUGCUUACAGUCAGGCUUCGAAAUGCUUAAGGAUGUCAAAACUACCCUGGAAAAAUGUGAGAAAGUGAAGACCAUGGAGGUGACUUCAGUAUCUAUAGAGCUGGAAAAGAACUUCAGCAAUUUCCCCCGACAGUACUUUGCCCUAAGGAAAAUACUUAAGCAGCUAAUUGUGGAUGUGACCCUGGACCCUGAAACCGCUCACCCUAACCUUGUCCUGUCGGAAGAUCGUAAGAGCGUCAAGUUCGUGGAGACAAGACUCCGGGAUCUCCCUGACACUCCACGGCGUUUCACCUUCUACCCUUGCGUCCUGGCUACUAAGGGUUUCACCUCAGGUCGACACUACUGGGAGGUGGAGGUGGGCGACAAGACCCACUGGGCAGUGGGCGUGUGCCGAGACUCUGUGAGCCGAAAGGGCGAGCUGACUCCACUCCCUGAGACUGGCUACUGGCGGGUGCGGCUGUGGAAUGGGGACAAAUAUGCAGCUACCACCACACCUUUUACCCCUUUACACAUCAAAGUGAAACCUAAGCGGGUGGGCAUAUUCCUAGACUAUGAGGCCGGCACACUGUCUUUUUACAACGUCACAGACCGCUCUCAUAUCUACACCUUCACUGAUACUUUUACUGAGAAACUUUGGCCCCUCUUCUACCCAGGCAUCCGGGCUGGUCGGAAGAAUGCUGCACCACUUACCAUCAGGCCCCCCACAGAUUGGGAGUGACAGGUUGGGACAUGGGAAUAACUGGGGUGAGGCAGGGUCAAGAGUUAUGGGCCUUCCUUCCUGUGUCCUGCUGGAAUGUCUUCAUGUCUGCCUGGUUCCAGUCCUGAAUCAUCUUGGAGAAACACCUUGGUUUCUAGGAUGGUUUUCGUGAAGGAGUAGAUAGGACUGGGCUUCAAUGAGAGAGCACAGCUGUGUCUCCCUCCUACCUGUCAGAGUGGGAGGCUGGCUCCCAGCAGAUUGUCUUCCCAGAAGCCCAUCAGGUUUUCUAUUGCACAAGGAUGGGUUGGGAAGGAAGGAGAGGCUUUUCUAGAAACAAAAACUCUGUGAGAGGGUCUGACUUGCUUCAACUGGAGGAGGAAACAGAAACCCCUGUGUAUCCUUUUAGGGGGUCUUUGACCCAGAAUAGUCUUGUUUCUUGAGUAAAAUCAUAGGGGUCUGUGUACCUCUAGAUUGGAGAAAGAUGAAUGACAGUUGCUCUCAUGGAUCUAGAAGUUGAGUUUUUCUGAGGGCAGAGAUUGGGCAACAAGAAGUUUAGAAGGAAGGUCAGUAAAGAGGAUUAAAGGAACAGAUUCCUAGAGACCGAUGAAGGGGAGGGAGGUUUCUUUGGUCUUCUGUCCCAAGGUUAGGUUGCCAUUAUGACUAGGAUUGGCUAGAGGUAGGAAUGUGGGAAGGAGAGGGUGAAAGAAAGCAGAGGAGAACCCAGGUCCCUGCCUCAGCCUUCUGCAGAACUGGCUGAUUAUCUGCCUCUAUAUAGUUGGUUGUCUCUAAGAAGUCAGUCACCUUGCUCCUCUUCAGAAAGGAGGUGAAAGAGAUCCUGCAAGACACAUCUGCCAUUUCACUGUUUUCAAAAGGGAGCUUGGAGAGGAGAGAGUCAGGUAUCAGAGGAAAGAGAAAUAUUUCUAUCCAAAGCCCUGGCCUUAAAGAAUGUUACUAAGUAUCUACUUCCAAGUUGUCAACCUUGUUAUCUGGCUAAGGUGUGUAAGCCAGAAAGGAAGAAAGGUAAUGGAACCUUUCUCACCCUGAGGACAGGGUAGAAGAGGGUGGUGUGUAUUAUAGGGAAGGGCCAGAUAGGCAACUCCUUUUGGCGUGUGUGCAUCUGGCCUGGAACUAGUGUUCACAAGAGCCAGCCUUUUGCUUGUUUGUUGCCAUCCUUCACCCUUGCCAUCCCCUUUUCGGAGAAUGUAAAUCAUUUUAACGUUAGGCCAAAUAACCUGUAGGGUACAUAUGUUGUCAAAAAAGGUAAAGCGAUGCAUGCCAAACCAAACUAAAAUGACUUGGAUUAUCUGCUGUUUGGGUAAUCUUCACAGAAGACUGAGACAAGAAACUACAGUUUUUUGAGGGCAUUUUAGUUCCUUCUACCACCUCAACAGGAUUUUGUCCAGACUCUCCACUUACCUUUGUGCCUUGACUGUGGUUCUUUGUGGCAAGAUACUUUGGUUGGUAAAAUGAUAUGGAACAAAGGAUCCACUGAAGUGA